Culex pipiens pallens (northern house mosquito) is the source of this 1817-nucleotide messenger RNA. Its product is annotated as probable cytochrome P450 9f2. Lineage: Eukaryota; Metazoa; Arthropoda; Insecta; Diptera; Culicidae. The record is from RefSeq and is a predicted model, not a curated record. Bases 183 to 1802 code for a protein of 539 amino acids. The transcript is spliced from 2 exons. Gene Ontology annotation, molecular function: iron ion binding; heme binding; oxidoreductase activity, acting on paired donors, with incorporation or reduction of molecular oxygen.
GAGCCCGCGUGAAUUGGAUGUGCUUCCAGGGGUACGCUGGCUUAGACUCAAAACUCAGUUAUUCUCGAGUCGUGUGUCCGAUAACACUAGGUUCAAGUGAGACUUAGCGUUAUCGAAUGGGAAGGCGAUAGAAAGUUGUUCAGGAAGAGCUUCAGUUGUUAGUCGAAGCAGCGAUCUUGAAAAUGGUACAGGUGGAUUUCCUAACGGCAGGUGCCGUAUUCGCUAUAAUCCUGCUGGUCUACCACUACGUUGCGAAGAAGUACGAAUACUUCCUGCCGAAGCCGAUCCCAUGCAUCAAACCAUCGUUCCUGCUUGGUAGCUCUGGACCGAUGAUGCUCCGCCAGAAGGAUAUUAUAUCACAUGUGCAGUGGCUGUACAACCAGUUUCCGGACUUUAAAGUGGCCGGUUUCUACGAUCUGACGACGCCAAUUUUCAUGCUCCGUAAUCCGGACGUGAUCAAGAAGAUCGGCGUAAAGGACUUUGACUACUUUACCGAUCACACGCCCACGAUGGCUGGCACAUCGGAAAAGGAAGUCAACGGAGAGCAGCUGUUUGCCAACUCCUUGUUUGCGCUGCGUGGUCAAAAGUGGCGGGACAUGCGAGCGACGCUGAGUCCGGCCUUCACCGGGUCCAAGAUGAGGCACAUGUUUGAGCUGGUGGCGCAAAGUGCCAAAUCAACGGCAGAGUACUUCAAGGCAGAGGCUAAGGCUGGCAAGCGGUUGGAGUACGAGAUGAAGGAUACGUUGUCACGGUUUAGUAACGACGUGAUAGCGACGGUUGCAUUCGGAAUCGAGGUGGACUCGAUGCGUGAACGGGAAAAUGACUUUUACGUGAAAGGCAAACAAAUGGUUAAUUUCCAAUCGAUCGUAGUGCUACUCAAGUUUCUGUUGAUAAGAUCAGCCCCUUCGUUGGCGCAAAAAUUAAAAAUCGAUCUUAUUGAUAAAGAUCUGGCGGCAUACUUCAAAACUAUGAUUACUGAUAACAUGAAGCAGCGAGAUGCACAUGGUAUCAUUCGUAACGAUAUGAUCCACAUGUUGAUGGAGGUUCGCAAGGGUGCCUUGAAGCAUCAGAAGGAAGAGAAAGAUACGAAGGAUGCUGGAUUUGCAACGGUAGAGGAAUCCACUGUUGGAAAGUCAAAUCACUCCAGGGUAUGGACUGAAAACGAGCUUAUUGCCCAAUGUUUCCUGUUCUUCCUAGCGGGAUUCGAGACCGUUUCUAUUGCUAUGACAUUUUUAGCUUACGAACUCACUGUUAAUCCAGACGUUCAGAAUCGACUCUACGCGGAAAUAUUAGACACCGAACAAGCACUUGGAGGAAAACCGCUUACGUACGAGGAUCUGCAAAAGAUGGAAUACAUGGACAUGGUAGUGUCGGAAGGUCUGCGCAAGUGGCCACCGGCCGUCGUCUCGGAUCGCUUCUGCAACAAGGACUACAUGUUCGACGAUGGCGAGGGAACACGGUUCGUCAUCGACAAAGGUCAAACUGUAUGGAUUCCCACGAUCGCCAUCCACAACGAUCCCAAGUACUACCCGAAUCCGGAAAAGUUUGACCCGGAACGAUUCAACGAGCAGAACCGUCCAAAUAUCAACUUGGGUGCAUACCUGCCGUUCGGAAUUGGUCCGCGGAACUGUAUCGGUUCGCGUUUGGCCCUUAUGGAGGUCAAGUCCAUCAUGUACUACCUGUUGAAGGACUUUAGCUUUGAACCCAGCGAAAAGACGCAAAUUCCACUCAAGAUGGCCAAAAAUAUGUUCGCCAUGCAGGCGGAGAAUGGGGUGUGGUUGGAGUUGAAACCUAGACAUUAGUUAAACAUGUUACAA